AUGCCUGAUAUCGAAGAAGCGGCAGUGACGUUUCGCAAGUCGGAUAUGACAGUGACGUGGCGUUCCAAGGAGCGAUUAACUCUUCUUCAACUCGCAGAGAAAUCAGGGCUGAAGCCAGAUUUCGGUUGUCGAUCUGGUGCAUGUGGAACAUGCGAAGUGCGACUGCUCAAGGGGCACAUCGAAGGGUGUCUAGAAGGAGAUGACGGCGUAUUGAUAUGCUGUUCCAUACCCGCAAGCAUUGAGAUUGAACUCGAGUUAUGA
Exophiala oligosperma is the source of this 261-nucleotide messenger RNA. RefSeq lists its product as uncharacterized. The transcript has a single exon. The record is from RefSeq and is a predicted model, not a curated record. Lineage: Eukaryota; Fungi; Ascomycota; Eurotiomycetes; Chaetothyriales; Herpotrichiellaceae. Bases 1 to 261 code for a protein of 86 amino acids. Gene Ontology annotation, molecular function: 2 iron, 2 sulfur cluster binding.